This is a messenger RNA of Mesocricetus auratus (golden hamster), 4390 nucleotides long. RefSeq names its product DExD-box helicase 21 (gene Ddx21). The coding region runs from base 86 to 2605 and encodes 839 amino acids. The record is from RefSeq and is a predicted model, not a curated record. Lineage: Eukaryota; Metazoa; Chordata; Mammalia; Rodentia; Cricetidae. Gene Ontology annotation, molecular function: RNA helicase activity; ATP binding; RNA binding. The transcript is spliced from 15 exons.
GGCGGGCUGGGAGGCGGUGCGCUUUCUUCCUCUCCUUUACACGCGGUUGAGGAAACCGGUAGGCCUGAGCCGCUCGUGCUGAAUAAUGCCGGGAAAACUACGCAGUGAGUCUAGGUUGGGAUCAGUCGCGGCCGAGGAAAGCAUGCCAAGCGAGAAGAAAACUAGAAAAGAGAAGACAAAAUCUAAGACCAAAGAAGCAACAGAAGGAAUGGAAGAAACUGUUUCCUCCAAAGCUAAAGCAGUUAAAAAGAAAGGGUCUUCUGAAGAUGAAGGAAUGGAAGAAACUGUUUCCUCCAAAGCUAAAGCAGCUAAAAAGAAAGGGUCUUCUGAAGAUGAAGGAAUGGAAGAAACUGUUUCCUCCAAAGCUAAAGCAGUUAAAAAGAAAGAGUCUUCUGAAGAUGAAGGAAUGGAGGAAACUGUCUCCUCCAGAGUUAAAGCAGCUAAAAAGAAAGGGUCUUCUGAAGAUGAUGUAGAUCCCCCUAAGUCGAAGAAGGCCAAAAAGCAAGAAGAGGCACCUGAAGAUGACACUGCCUCUAAAAGCAAAACCUCCAAGAAGAAAAAAGAACCCCUUGAGAAGAAAGCGGCCCCUGCUAAAACCAAAGAAAUAAAUAUCGAGGAGCCUUCCGAGGAAGAUGCAGAUGCUCCUAAGCCCAAGAAGACAAAGAAGGGGAAGGAAGCCAAUGGAGACAUUGGCGAAAAAAGCCCUAAGCUCAAGAAUGGAUUCUCUCAUUCUGAGUUGAAUUCCACCUCCAAAGAAGCUACUGGUGAAGGAAGCAGUGAAAGUAGUGAGGCGGAGAAGGAAAUAACUGUGGAACAGAAAGAAGGAGCUUUCUCUAAUUUUCCCAUAUCUGAAGAGACUGUCAAGCUUCUCAGAGCUCGUGGAGUAAACUUCCUAUUUCCUAUACAAGCCAAGACAUUCCACCAUGUAUACAGUGGGAAAGACUUAAUUGCCCAGGCGCGGACGGGAACAGGGAAGACAUUCUCCUUUGCCAUCCCUUUGAUUGAGAAGCUUCAGGAUGGGCUACAAGACAGGAAGAGAGGCCGUGCCCCUCAGGUGCUAGUUCUCGCACCUACAAGAGAAUUAGCAAAUCAAGUGAGCAAAGACUUCAGUGACAUCACAAAAAAGCUGUCAGUGGCUUGUUUUUAUGGUGGAACUCCCUACGGUGGUCAGAUCGAACGUAUGCGGAGUGGGAUUGAUAUCCUGGUUGGGACCCCGGGUCGUAUUAAAGACCACCUACAGAAUGGCAAGCUAGAUCUCACUAAACUUAAACAUGUUGUCUUGGAUGAAGUUGACCAGAUGUUGGAUAUGGGUUUUGCUGAUCAAGUGGAAGAAAUUUUAUGUGUGGCAUACAAGAAAGAUUCUGAAGACAACCCCCAAACAUUGCUUUUCUCUGCAACUUGCCCUCAUUGGGUGUUUAAUGUUGCUAAGAAAUACAUGAAAUCUACAUACGAACAGGUGGACCUGAUUGGUAAAAAGACUCAGAAAGCAGCCAUAACUGUGGAGCACUUGGCGAUUAAGUGUCACUGGAGUGAGAGGGCCGCGGUUAUUGGGGAUGUGAUCAGAGUGUACAGUGGUCAUCAAGGGCGCACCAUCAUCUUCUGUGAAACCAAGAGAGAAGCCCAGGAACUGUCACAGAACUCAUGCAUAAAGCAGGAUGCCCAGUCUUUACAUGGCGACAUUCCACAGAAGCAAAGAGAAAUCACCCUGAAAGGUUUCCGAAAUGGCAGUUUCGGAGUUUUGGUCGCAACCAAUGUUGCUGCACGUGGGUUAGACAUCCCUGAGGUUGACUUGGUUGUUCAAAGCUGUCCACCAAAGGAUGUGGAGUCCUAUAUUCACCGUUCAGGGCGGACAGGCAGAGCUGGAAGGACAGGGGUUUGCAUCUGCUUUUAUCAACACAAGGAAGAAUACCAGUUAGCACAAGUGGAGCAGAAAGCGGGAAUUAAAUUUAAACGGAUAGGUGUUCCAUCUGCAACAGAAAUAAUAAAAGCCUCCAGCAAAGACGCAAUCAGGCUUUUAGAUUCUGUGCCUCCUACCGCCGUUGGCCACUUCAAGCAGUCUGCUGAGAAGCUGAUUGAGGAGAAGGGAGCUGUAGAGGCCCUGGCAGCCGCGCUGGCCCACAUUUCAGGGGCCACAUCAGUUGACCAGCGCUCCUUGAUCAACUCACAAGCGGGAUUUGUGACCAUGGUCCUACGGUGCUCAAUUGAAAUGCCCAACAUUAGUUAUGCUUGGAAAGAACUUAAGGAGCAGCUGGGCGAGGGCAUUGAUGCGAAAGUGAGGGGAAUGGUCUUCCUCAAAGGAAAACUGGGAGUUUGUUUUGAUGUCCGCACUGAAGCAGUCACAGAAAUACAGGAGAAGUGGCAUGAUUCAAGACGCUGGCAGCUCACUGUGGCCACAGAGCAGCCGGAGCUGGAAGGGCCCCUGGAAGGAUAUCGAGGCAGCAGGGGCCAGCGGGAUGGCAGCCGUGGUGCCUUCAGAGGACAGCGGGGUGGAAGCAGGAACUUCAGGGGACAAGGGCAGCGAGGAGGAGGAGGAGGAGGAAAUAGAAACUUCAGAGGUGGCAACAAAGGCCAGAAGCGGAGUUUUAGUAAAGCGUUUGGUCAGUGAGUAGAGGCUGGAAGGAGCUGUUCAUACUGUGGCGCCCAGUGUCCUUCCCACUAUCAGAGACCCCAGUGCUUCCUUCGUUUUGAUCAUCCGCCCAGGCCCCAUUCCUUGCAGAGACAGACUUCGGAACUGUUUGAUCUUACCAUCAUCAACUGUCUUCAUUUUAAAAGGGGGUAGGAAUUCAGUGCAGCGUUUUCCAAAGUAGUCAAGUAAAGCUAACCACAGAUCUGCCUGUCCUUGUUUGUUGACUUUGCAAGUUCAUCUGUGUGUGCACUAGCGCCUGAACCCAGGACCUCACACAUGCCUAGCACGCACAUGCCCUACAACUAAACUCUGUCUCUAGUCCCUGGAACUGUAUUACUCCUCCAAAGAAAGUCAUUGAGGACCACAUGAGUCGGGUUUUUCUUCCCCCUGAUACUUGACCUGACAACUGCUGGUGUCUGUGUGUCUGCUGAGGUUUCACUGAACAGUGCUUUCCAGAGCCAUUUCAGACAGUGUCUAAAGCUAAGUCCCAAGUGUCUGAAGUCUCUGGGCUUUUUUUUGGGCAGAGAUAAGACUGGAUAGGUGUAUCUGCUUGUGCCCUUCUUUUGGAAGAAAUGAUUAAGGGAAGAGGGAGCACAGCUGGUUUAGCUGAAGAAUGUUUCAGAGAAGCCACAAGAAGUUCUUCAUCUUCACAAGUGAGGAGACAGGCAGGACGGAGAACGCUUGCUUUGAAUGAUGACCAUGAGUCAUGACUCUUCAGGGACUGUAUCUACCAGUGGACAGUCUGGGGGUUAUUUAAGGGUAAAAUGGGACAAUUUUCUCAGUGACCUAGAUCUUAGGCCACAGUGUAAGAUCUGUUUCGGUCGGGUUGCUUUUCCAUGGAAAAGUUAACAACGCUUAGAGAAUUCUAAGACAAGCUACACCAUUUGAAGUUGUUGCUUUGCCGGAACUGAAGAACUCUGUGGUACCUGACCCAGUAAUAACUGCCCAAGUUCUUCCUCUGGGGAACCAUCCUACCUAGCACAGAAGCUCAAGUGGUGGGGUCCUCUUGCCUUCUUAGACAUUCUCUACAGGGAAGCUUAGAAGGACAACACGAAUCACAUGCUGCCACAUUUUCUCUGGUUGUUUAGAUCAACUGAGGUAGAUCUUCAGGCUCACCCUCUGAUGUUAGUGUGAGCACUGCCACCUAGGGUUUUUGGGAACACCUGGCACCAAAGGGCUCUGACCACCAAAUCCUCUUCAGAUCCAGCUUUGCCUUGGACUCUGACCAGAUGGCUCUUGUCCUCUGUGCUUGGAGUUCUUUGGGAUUUUUACUUUGUUGAUGACUCUUAUAGUAAGUUUUGCUUUUGCCCAAUUACUGGGCAUGCUUUAGUGAGACAUUUCACAUGCUGGCUGUUCUUUCAGAAGGAGGGGCUGAAACCUUUUUGGAUAUUGUAUCAGCCUGUGGAAAAAUGAUCUGCCAUAAAUCAAACCGUGAGGGAAAAGAUGAAUAGGAAUCUCAUUUACACAUCAUAAGUAAAACAUCACUCUGAACAAAUACAGGUUUCUUUGUCCCAGAAUCUAAACUAUAUGUAUAAUUCAGCUGUUAUUUGGCUUAAAUAGGGUUAUUGGGAAAUGUUAUCAUUUUUACUAUUUUCUACAGAGAAAAUAUUUUCCAGCUGCAAAUAACUCUGGACUUUUGAAUUAUAUGUUCAAGAUGUCUGUGUAUUGUUUCUCCUGCCAUUGUACAUAAAAUGUUUUUGCAUUCAAAUGAGUUCCUGUAUAAAGUACUGCAUUAUGCCAUAAUAAAGAUAUUAAUGCUUCAUA